Dermochelys coriacea (leatherback sea turtle) is the source of this 2500-nucleotide messenger RNA. RefSeq lists its product as uncharacterized. Lineage: Eukaryota; Metazoa; Chordata; Testudines; Dermochelyidae. The record is from RefSeq and is a predicted model, not a curated record. Bases 1 to 858 code for a protein of 285 amino acids. The transcript is spliced from 9 exons.
AUGGACCUAGGAAAACUACUAGUGGAUCCAGACUCUUCACGUGAAGAAGCAGAUGUUCCUGGAGCGCGGCCCCGAGCCCGCCCAGACCCCGGCACGGCGGCGGCGCUCACGGCCUCCGGGCCGGGCCAGGGAGGCGCUGCCCGUGACCUGCGCGGGCCGCCCGGGCCCCGCGGUGCCUGGAGCCCCCGGGGAGCGGGCGAGCCGCGGCGGCGCUUCCGCAGGGCGGCCCGAGCCCUGGCGCAUCUCUGCGGACUGAGCCUGUGGCGGAAAAGAUAUGUUGGAAAGAGUCCAGUAAUACAGUGGGCAAUAUUUCACCUGAGGAGGCAAACACGUCUUGGAAGUGAUCUCUUAUUCAACAUCAACGAUUAUUCUACAACUAAUCUUAGGGGAGACUUUGAAAAGCUGAAGCGUCUGUUGUAUAUUUGCCCUAAAGAAAGAAGCCAGCAAGAUCUCAGGCAGAUACAAACAUGUCUGAAGAAGAACAGAACAUUUCAGUGUUUACCUCAUAAAACACAGCUCCAACUUUGCCAUGCUGUAGUCUACCAAGAAUGUGAAGCUGGAACUAUAGUUAUAAGGCAAGGACAUGUUCCAAGUGAAUGUUACUUAAUACUAUCUGGAAAACUAAAAGUCAUAUGGGGUGAUGCAAAUUUCAAAGACCGAACUUUCAUCUCUGAAAUAUUAUGUGAAGCUGAAGAAGGAGACUUCAUAGGGGUGAAGUGUUCCAUGAAUCCUGUGAUCUGUGCAGGAAAAAGGGGCAAGUUGGAGCAGAUGUGGGGCAUGGACGAGGAGGAAAUGUGUCUUCUGACUAAUACAAACGAUCUACUUCCAUUAUAUGUAAAUCCGAUGUGGAACUUCUAGUGAUAAACAAAGAGGAUUUUGAUUGUAUUCUUGCAGAUUUACUACAUGAACAAUACUGCGCAACAUGUAACUUUCUAAGGUAAAAUUUCUUUCUCUAAAUGUUGAAUAUUGGAGAUAAAGUAGUGGGGAUGUCUGGAAUUCAGUUGUAUCUGACUCAAUUCAAUUUUGUCAUGAGAGUUUCAUAAAAUACUCAUGUAUUUUAGCUGCUUUUUUUUUUCCCCUCCUGUUGGCAUUUAUAUGAAUUGAGUCUGAUCUAAAGUGCAUUGGAGUUAAUUUGAGUCUUUGCACUGACUCCCUUGGGCUUUGGACCAGGCCUUAAACGACAGACAGGAGGGUGCUGAUAGAUUUUCUUCUGGAUCCAUCAUCCAUCCACAUACUGAGAUAAAUUUAUCUCUGGUGUAAGCUGGCACCAUUCCCAUGGAAGUGUCUGGGUAUCCAUGGAAGAGUCUGGGAUAAAUUGAUUGGUGACUCAAGUUACAUGUAGAGUGUAAGUGGGCUGGAAAAUGGAGGUAACUUAGUGAUGAUAUAAUGUAACCUGCACCAAUUUGGUAUUCAGUGGAUAUGUAAAAUGAAUGUAUUUUACACGUCAGAAGCACAAAGAGGGAUAUAGCAGGAAAAUCAGCUAGAAAGGGAAUGUAAAAAUAGAUAAUUUUAUCUUGCAUCUUCUUGUUAGCUGCUUUUCCUGUUUCUUGCUAUACUCGUUCUACUCCCUCUUGAUCCUUUUAUCAUUUAUCUGUUUUAUUUGCACUUUCUGGGUCAGAGUUUGAGGUCAAUUAUGCCAGUAUAAAUGGAAAGAAGGCAAAGGCAUGCUAUUGAUGCCUAUUCCAUGAGACGCAGAACCAGAUUCAUGGAUGAUUUAAACUGAGGUACAUGUGGAUCAGGAAAAAAGUGUUAGCUUCAAAAACACAAAUUGCAUCAGUUUAAUUAAGUUGGAUUAUCAUUGAUUUAGUUAAAUUUGUACAAACUCCUGUGUAGUUACACAUAUAUUGGUUUUAAGCUGAUUAUUUUGGUUUAGCUUGUGCCUGUAAAUUUGUCAACGCAAGCUAAACCAAUAUAAACAAGUUGUAAAUUGAAUUAAGAAUGUUCAGACAUGGUUUUUCAUUACGAUAACUAAAUCACCUUAAUAUCACAUCUUUUAGUUUAACAGAUGCAAUCUUCCGUAUAGACCUGGCUUUAAUGGGCUUAAAUGAUAAAGCAAUCUAUCCUGCAUUAAUCGGGCGUUCACUGAGUGUGCAAAAUUGGCCAUAUUUGAAUAUCAGUUGCUCCUACCCAUGCCUGCUUUCUGACCCACUUCCAUCCAUGUGUGUAACUUAAACUACUGUUUGAAUCACCAUUUACUUUGGCUAAUUGCAUGAGGGACUAUGCAUUAGCAACAUCAUUUGUCUGCCUUCUUUUCAUAUUGUCAUUACUAGGUCCCCGCUAGGCCCUGCAGUAUAGUUUUGCUUGUAUAGAGGCUAGCUAUUAGUGUUGUACACUUUGAGAAGUUGUAUGAUAAAUGCUAGUUUGGCAACACAGAGCAGUUUCAACUCAUUUGACUGAAUAUAAAAUGCUGGCUCCAAACUGAAAUUCUGGAAGGCUUUAUUCAACCCCUCCAUUGUUCGAAAACAUUUGUUUUUAAUUUCUUUCCAAAACAAAUAUAAUC